Messenger RNA from Drosophila erecta, 1127 nucleotides. RefSeq lists its product as uncharacterized. Bases 210 to 611 code for a protein of 133 amino acids. NCBI's taxonomy places the organism in Eukaryota, Metazoa, Arthropoda, Insecta, Diptera, Drosophilidae. The record is from RefSeq and is a predicted model, not a curated record. The transcript has 3 exons.
UAAAAUAAACAAAAUUUAAAUGCACACAAGACACUUAGGAAAGUGGUGAUCCGGAAUUAGUGGAAUUCUAAGGAGUUCCUCGGUCCUCGGGUCCUCGGAUACCUGGGCAUAGAAAUGGAGCUCGGAAGAGAAUUCUUCGAAAGGACGUUAGAAUUGUCACGUAUGUGACUAAGAUUCACUCGCUGAGAAAGUGCCCCUCUAAUCGCAGGAUGCCAAUAAUCAAGAAGUUUUGCUAUUGUUUUAGUCUGAGAACUGGCGCCUUUACAAUUGCGUAUGCAGGUCUUACCAUGGAUUUAUUAGAUGCAAUAGCGGCUAUAUAUACUGAGAAUCACUAUUGCGGUGAUAUAAUACUCCUCGCGAUGAUUUCCACCGUUUGGAAUAUCCUUUCCGAAUUGGUUCUGUUGACUGCACUUUAUCGGGAUAAUCCGCACCUGCUUCCGGUCCACCUGGUGACUUGUCUUUGUGGCCUGAUAAUCGAAAUGAACAGCCACAUGCUCAUUGCCUCCCUCGGUGUAACCGACUACAUUUUGAUGUCCUACGCGUUCUUCUUGAUUGCCUUUGUAACUGCGGACGUCGUCAUCGUGCUGAGCUACUACCACUCGGAGGUUUAGUGGACCACUCCGAUUACCCAUUAACCCAGGCGGCCGACGGAGCGCAGCACGCAGCCAUUGGUGGUGCGCGAUUAGGCGCGAAAAUUUAUUUGGAAUAAAACGUUGCGCAAUCGGGCAUAAGCCGCGCAUAAAUCGUGGCCAAUUGUCACCAGCGGACUGGCAAGCGAACCUCAGCGACCUGCGUUUAAUUAUCGCCCGCCCGCCAGCGCCCGUCGAGCAACAUGCGUGCUAAUUGACCAGGCUGAAGCUCAACGCUGCUCCAAUCCGAAUCUGAAUCCGAAUCCGAAUGCGAAUGCGAGUACGAAUCCGACUCCGACUCCGAAUCCCAGUCGCGGUCCAAAUGUCCAAAUGAUAACCGCGACGAUGAAAACGCACGCUGAGCCAAAUGAAAAUUAUGUUGCAAUCGGGCAGGCGUGCUGCCCGCUGGCUGGUCACUGAACCGCAGUUUGCACCACCAUCCAUCCAUGGGGCUUAAUUAAUUUCCUUGAUUAAUUGAAAGUGCGCCUUGCUUGCUGU